AGUACUCUCAGCAUGCGCAUUGCGUCGGUUCUCCAUGGAAAUGAAAAUAAUCAACAUGGCGCUUGUCGAGGUCAAUAUUUGUCCGCUGUUCGGGUGACAUCAGUGUGAUAUUGACAAUGGCGGAGCAAAGGGAGGGAGACUUAUCGAAUGAUGUGACGAAGAAUGAGGAAGAAAAUAAAUCUGGGGAAGACACAAAAAAUGCUACAGCUGCACAAAACAAAAUUGUAGAAGAGAAACCUGCAAUAGGUGAAAAAAAAGCUGCUGAUAAAUUCAGCGAUUCAGAGAAUGAAAAGUCUGAUUUACAACCUGCCAAAGAUGUAACACUUAGCACUCCAGAUUGUGGCAUACAGGAAGUGCAGACUGUUAAUAAAUUAGAUAUCAAACAGCAGAAAGAUGGAGCUACAGAGGAUGGGCGUGAAACCACUGCAACCAUAGCAACAAUGGAUGAUGUAAAUUCUCAGCAGUCCGGUGAUCAGAGUGAUAAAGAUACAGCUGAUGAAAGGACUAUAAAUGAUCAGGAAGAAGUAGUGUCACAGGAUGUUGUUAUUGCAGAGAUAGGAAAAGCAAAAAGUUGAUGUACAUGCCAAAAACUCAGGUGCUGAUGAUGGGGAUCAUAAUGACAAGACGAGUGACGUUACAGAUGAGUCUGGUCAGCCUGGGUUCUCAGAAGUGCCAAAUCAGCCUACGCUGGAACAGGAUCAAAGUUCGCAAAAUUCUUCCGAUGUAGGGAACAAUCUAGUAGUUAAUAAAAAAAGGAGGGACAUACCCAUGAGUGCCAAAAGUGUGACAUUUGCGGAGGAUAGUCAUGAGAAACGAGACAUUGUUGAGGAAGAAGAUGAAGACAAACAAUCUGUAGGUUACGAGAAAUACGUCUUAGAAGCUGAUAAAAAGGAACGAGAUGCUGAGCUUGAUACAAAUGACGAUAAGAAGGAACAAGACGCUGAGGGGGAUACCAAUAAUGAAGCACAAGUGGAUGAAAUAAAACCGGAAGUGCCAUCAACUGGGCUCUUCCAAACAGCUGUGAGUGAGGAGAAGAUUGAAGAAGCCAAACAGAGGAAUAUAUCUACAGUGGGCACAGAAGCUAUGGCAGUGGACUUGUGGGGACGAGAGCUGGUGCCAGCUGAAUCUAUGCAACAAGUCAUUGAGAACAGAGCCGCAGAACAUUAUGAAAAGGCACUUCAAUUACAAGAAAGGGGCAAACACUACAAAGCCAUUCUGUCUUUUGACAAAGCCAUUAACCUGCAAUCCCGGAAGGUAGAAUACUACAUCAACCGCGGUGAAUCUUAUCUUCAGGUUUGCGACUUCCAGUCGGCCAUUUUGAACUAUAAGAAAGCAUGCGUAUUGGACCCGGAAAAUGAUGAUCACUACAGCAAAUUGGCUUUCAUAUAUUUCUUUCAUGGUCAGACUCUCUUCGAUCAACAUAAAUUUUCUGAUGCGUUGGAAUCGUUUUCAAGAGCUGCUGAAAUGAAACCGGAGAUUGUGGGUUAUCACACAAGAAGUGUUGCUUGUUUGGCAGCGUUACAAAGACACGGAGAGUGCCUGGCCUUAGUAAAUAAAAGAUUAGAAGUGGAACGAGAAAAUCCAGAUCUAUAUAUUAUGAGAGCCAGAUUGCAUGAACUUUUCAGAAAUACUACACUAUGUUAUUACGACUUGAAGGACGCCUUACAACUUGAUCCAAACCAAGAGGAAGCNNNNAUCAUGAUGGGUAAAAUGGAAAUGAAAGCCAACGAGUAUAAAAAACAAGCCAUACAAAUGAACCUUGGUGGUAAAUAUAAAGAAUCAUUACAGAAGGUAUCCAUGGCGAUAGAAACUAACCCUACUGUGCCAGAAUACCAUGUAUUGAGAGGAGCACUUCACAGACGACUCCAGGACUUCAAUUCUGCUAUCGAUGACUAUCUACUGGCGUUGGAUAAAACUGACCACGAUGAGGAACAUCCCACGUACCAGGACGCACAGCGACAGUUAUUAUUAACUUACAACGACUUCGCUGUUGAGUGCUUCUCUAAAGAGUUUUACGAUGAGGCUAUUAUACUCCUGAACAAAGCGAUCAAGGGCGAGAAAAGAGAAAAAGGGUUGUACAUCAACAGAGGAGAUUGUUUCUUUCGCCAGAAUGCGUUACAGUUUGCGUUAGCUGAUUACCAUCAAGCCUUGGAAUUGGAUUCCUCUGAUUCCUGGAUCCGAGCUAGGAUUGCUAACAUCCACAAUGAAUUUGGACUGCAAGAUUACGAGGAACGCAGCUUUCAGGAAGCAGAGGCAAGGUUUACCGUCGCUAUUCAGCACAACCCACGAAUUGCUCAGUACUAUGUUUCCAGAUCCAAAGCCAGGUUUAUGAUGGAGAACCUUGGUGGAUCAAGAACCGAUUUAUUAAUGGGUCUCCAUCUGGAGCCUGGUAAUGAUGAGAUAAUGUCUCUUCUGCCACGACUCUUUCCUGGCAAGACAGUAGGGGAUGUUAUGAAGAGCAAAGCUGCCCGUGCCGCUAAACUUACUGUGGAGAAUGCUGUUGUAAUGGCGUCACCCGUCAAACUGCCAACAUUAGAAAGGACCAGUGAGGAUGGAGAUGAUGAGACAGAGCUUAAAGAUGAGAAAGGGGCGCCAUCCACUGCUGUGCCGUCUACAGCGUAUAGUUAUCAAACAACAUAUAAGCCAGGAUUCCCGGAUCUGAAAGCUUGUAUGGAUGAAAUGGAAUUCCAUCGACAUAUUGUUAAAGGAAAAAAAAGGAUAACUCAAAAGGUUAAGAAAAUGCUCUACGGUAGUAGCACGUUAAAAAAUGAUAGACCAAGACUUGCACCUCAGCCGCCUGCCCGACCCGUAGCUGUACGUGGUGGUGCACUCGGCUCCCAGGGCAUGGUGUCGGUUGUGAACAACGGUGCAAAACCACAACAGGCUGGAUGGCGGUCAUUUUCACUAGGAAUAUCACCCUCGUAGUACAAGCCACUUAAUUUCUGACUACUGAAAAUUAUUUAUUCAUGAGAAUAAAUGCAUACUACAUUUUUUUAGAGCCAAAAAAACAAACUUAUUGACUGUUAUAUACAAUUAUUUCUUUUGUUUUCAACUCCAUGCAGAUUUUUCGGCAAAUAGAUCUAAUAUCCACCUCUAUUUUCAAAGCAUGCAUACUCACAAAAUCCAGUCUGCAAUUCCACCUGAUCUACUAAGCAUGUUUUUUAUUUUUCACUCUCUCCUGGCGAGGAUGUGGGCAUAGCAAAGAAAGAAAGUUAAGAAACCCAUUUAAGCCUGUUCUUGUUUCUAUAGUUACCCUUUUAUUGGACUGCUAUAUAUAAAAUUCCGAUUUUUUUUUUAAUUUUUCAUAAAAUGGGAGCAGGUUGAAACAUAUGUCUUAACUUUUCUUUUUUUCGUGACAGGUAAAAAUACUUGGCAUGUAUACUGUAAGCUUAAUUUUCACUCCAAGGAAUUAUGCCAAUUUAAUGAUUUUAUUGCAUUUGACAAAAGUGGCUGAUGCUUUAUGUCAUAGGAUGUCC
Saccoglossus kowalevskii is the source of this 3476-nucleotide messenger RNA. RefSeq lists its product as uncharacterized. Gene Ontology annotation, molecular function: protein binding. The record is from RefSeq and is a predicted model, not a curated record. NCBI's taxonomy places the organism in Eukaryota, Metazoa, Hemichordata, Enteropneusta, Harrimaniidae.